This is a messenger RNA of Lycium ferocissimum, 647 nucleotides long. Its product is annotated as eukaryotic translation initiation factor 3 subunit G-like. The record is from RefSeq and is a predicted model, not a curated record. NCBI's taxonomy places the organism in Eukaryota, Viridiplantae, Streptophyta, Magnoliopsida, Solanales, Solanaceae. The transcript has 2 exons. The coding region runs from base 90 to 647 and encodes 185 amino acids.
CAAAACAUACCCUUUUGGCCCCCCAACAGAAAACCACAAAAGAAAACCCUAAUACCAAAACCGUUUUGUUUAUCGCAAAUCAUCAAUCAAUGGCGGUGGAAACAGCAAACCAACGAAAAAUCAAAUGGGUAGAGCUUGAAGACGAUGCAGAGGACUUAGAUUUCCUGCUACCCCCAAAGCAAGUAUUUGGACCAGAUUCAAAUGGGGUAAAGAAAGUAGUGGAAUACAAGUUUAAUGAUGAAGGUAACAAGGUGAAAAUAACAACCACAACACGUAUACGUAAGCUAGCUAAUGCUAGGCUCAGUAAAGGUGCUAUUGAGAGGAGGAAUUGGCCUAAGUUUGGUGAUGCUGUACAUGAAGAUGUUGGUGCUACACUUACUAUGGUUUCUACUGAGGAAAUUAUUCUUGAACGACCUACAGCUCCUGGUUCCAACAAAGAUGAAGCUAAAGCUAGUGGAGACUCAUUGGCUCAAAUUGGGAAAGCGAGGGGGCAUGUUCUUAUGGUUUGUAGGACCUGUGGCAAGAAGGGUGAUCACUGGACAUCAAAAUGCCCUUUCAAGGAUCUUGCUCAGCCAAGUGAAACCUUCAUGGAUAAGCCACCUUCAGCUGAAGCGCCUGCUGCCGGUUUUCAAUUGGGUCGUUAUUAA